GAUGUCAUUGAAAAGAUUUUGCAGUUUUUGACGGCCGUGUUUUCUAGCGAGUACAACUUGCUUGCCGCCAGCACAGCUCAAUUGAACGGCCCUUUCAUGUUGGGAAAGAACAACGAGUAUAUCAGUCUUCUCAACAAGGAACAACUAGAGUCGAGUGGUAUGUGUCAAUUUUUACUUUGUUUACAUAUGCAAGCAUAUGUGUUCUUGGCACCCUGAAAUGAGAGAUAUGUGUAUGCGUGUGUACGUAUGUGAACAGAGGGCAAGGGACGAGGGGAGGUUGUGGAGAAGAGGUAUAGGACGCAAACUAGAUUCUAUAUUGCCAACUGCUCUAAUCAAAGAAGCCGCAAGUUUAGCUGGAUUACCGAAGUUCCCGGACGCGCCAACCGGAAAUCUUGGCCAAGAAUAUGACAGUAUGGCAGGCUCAGGGGAUCCUUCAUCCGUCGCAUCAUCGUCCUCCUCGCAAGCGCCACCACCACAACAGCAGCAUAAACAGAUGCAAGCUAGUGAACACGAUUUUCUGUCGCAGGAUUCUCAUCGCGAUAUCGAAACAUUCAAGCAGACGGUGGACACUGCAACGCGUUCAGCCGAAGCCAUUUCGAACGAUAUUGAUGAUUUGCAGUUUGAUAUUGAGUCGCUUGCCGCUACGAUUGGACUGGACGCAACGCAAUUCAACGACACUGAAUUUACAAGUUUUGAGGAUCAGGAUAUGUUUUCAGGUGGAAACAAUGGAAUGAUUGCGAGUGCUACGCGCAACGAGAAGAUUCAGCUCUACCAAUUAGCAGGCGGAUCGCAUAUUCUCAAUAAGUACGACACGUCGCAAUCAUCAAAGGGUAAGGCAGUUGUUACUCCAAUAAGUGUCGCGGCCGGCACAGCAGCAGCAUUGAAUCUUUCUGCGUCACCUUUUAUCGGUGGUAGCCAGCCGGUUGCUACUCCUGGAACAGCUGCGUCAGUGCCAACGCCUCAAGCAGCGUCACCACCACCACUACCAACAGCAGCAGCACAGUCACCCAUGUCAGAUGUAUCAGGAACAGCGGGUGCUCCAGGUGGACAACAAGGAUUAGGGGGAGCAAUGCCGUCACCACAUCAUCCUCAUCAUCAGUCGUCGCAGGAACGACCGCAAGUACCUCCACAGUUACUUAAUCUUGGUAACCCUGCUGCGAAUGCCACCGCCAGAGCUACCGCCGCUCCCACUGCUGCUCCUGCUACACCCAAUAGUAGUAGCAGUAGUAGUGGUGGUGGUGGUGAUGGAUUGGGUGAAAAUUUUCUUGGAGCUCAUAACACCAGUGGCGCAAAUGUUGCAGGUAUCCCAGGAAUGUUUCCUCCAAAAGUCAUGACCCCGCAGGCGUUCCAACAGAUGUAUCCGAACGUGCCGUUACCGCCAGGUGCUUCUGCGGCUGGUCAUCAGUUUGUACCAGUACCUGUUCCAGUCCCCGUGGCCGUCCCAAUCCAUGUUCCUACGUCCUCGGCAUCAAGUACUCCGCAACAACAGACGCAGAUCCAUCAGCAGUUUUCGUCUCCGUUGACUGCCUCAACCAACCCAAUGAUGAACCCUUAUCUCGCGAACCUUUACAAUGCUCAUCUACAACACUCGUCACCUGCCGCGAUGUCGCCAUCGUCGUCGUCGUCGUCAUCGGCUGCAGCACUUUCGCCACAACAACAACAACAACCAAUACCGUCUUUCCCUGUUUCCGCUGAAGCAGCAACAGCACCAGGCGUACUGCAGCAAGAUGAUGGAAGAGCUACUACAAGCACCACCAACAAUAACAAUAGCAAUGUAAAUCAUCCAAAUGGUUCUUAAGAGAUCUCGUAUGGAGCUUGAUACUGCUUGUGUACAUAUAGCAUCAUUAUUUCCUUCUUUUUCUUUUACCUCUCUCUUCUCUCUCUCUCCCCCUUCCCUUUUCUAUUCUUUUCUCUAUUGUGUCCAUCGACGGAACAAUACUCUUCUGUUUUUUUUCCCUAUAUGCAACUCUUUUUUCUCGCACAACAUCCCUUUACU
Molecule: messenger RNA, 1996 nt
Organism: Zychaea mexicana
Lineage: Eukaryota; Fungi; Mucoromycota; Mucoromycetes; Mucorales; Lichtheimiaceae
Exons: 5
Coding region: 197-1798 (533 amino acids)
Source: RefSeq, a predicted model, not a curated record